AUGGCCCCGGAGGCUUUGGAGGCCCCGGAGGUCCAGGAGGUCCAGGAGGCCCACCUCAUCACGGCGGCCCAGGGGGUCCAGGUGGUCCUCCCGGUGGUUUUGGUGGCCUGGGAGGUCCAGGAGGCCCACCUCAUCACGGUGGUCCAGGGGGGCCAGGGGGACCUGGUGGUCCUCCCGGCGGCUUUGGUGGACCAAGAGGUCCUGAUGGCCCCGGUGGCUUCGGUGGUCCGGGAGGUCCAGGAGGCCCACCUCAUCACGGCGGCCCAGGGGGUCCAGGAGGCCCUCCCGGAGGCUAUGGUGGUCCUCCUGGUGGCUUUGGUGGCCCGGGAGGUCCAGGAGGCCCACCUCAUCACGGUGACUUUGGGGGUCCAGGUGGUCCAGGUGGUCCGCCUCAUCAUGGCGGCCCAGGGGGUCCAGGAGGCUUUGGGGGUCCAGGCGGCCCACCUCAUCAUGGUGGAGGCCCUCGCUUCUGAAGAUAGUACAGCAGCCCACAGCGGCCUAUAG
Molecule: messenger RNA, 504 nt
Organism: Penicillium taxi
Lineage: Eukaryota; Fungi; Ascomycota; Eurotiomycetes; Eurotiales; Aspergillaceae
Exons: 1
Coding region: 1-504 (167 amino acids)
Source: RefSeq, a predicted model, not a curated record